AUGCUAGAAUCUGGGCCGGAGUGUCGGGGGGAUGCUGACGUGGCGUUGAGACAAGCGAGGGAUCCUGAUGUGCUGGCAGAUGGGGGGACAGAAGCUGACGUGGUGGUUGACGCAGUGGAGUAUGACUAUAUCGAGGAUGAAAGUCAAGCUACGGAUCAGGGACUCGUUAUAAGUCAGAGCAUGCGGACAGUUGAGGAGACGGACGAGCUGAAGCGGCUGGAAGGGCAAGAAGAGAGACGAAAUGAUCUGAUAGAGCGUGCAGCUCCAGCGCAGGAGCAGGCCCAAUCCCAGCACCUGCAAGGGCGCGAGCAGGACGUGUACGAUAGUGAGCUUAUAGCGGAUCACGUGUCUAAGCUUGUAGCGGAGCAAGCACUAGUUGAGCAGGGGGGGGAAGAGGGGCAGGGGCGGAAUGAGCAGACGGCUGGGCAAGGAAAGGAGGUCGAGCUUAGACAGGUCGAAGGGGAGGGGCAGGGGGAGGGGAGGAGUGAGGAAGAAGAGGCGGCGGACAGGGGAAAGAGAAUGGAUGGACAAGAGGGAAAGGAAGGAGGAGAGGAAAUGGAGGCGGGAGGGGCAAUGGAGAGGGGAGGGGAAAUGGAGAGGGGAGGGGAAAUGGAGAGGGGAGGGGAAAUGGAGAGCGGAGGGGGAAUAGAGGGGGAAGAGGGGCCGGAUAUCGAAUUGGAGCUAGUGAUGGGGGACGCUGAGCUGGACGAUGAGGAGAUAUUUGUCGGACAGCUGGCUGCUGACGUGGCGGAUGUCCGUGCACCAGAUGGCCACGUGGCACGAGCCCACUGGCAAGCCCUGCGUGAGGAUCUAUCCGCGCCACAGUAUGGUGCAGAGUUAUGGAACCUGUGGGAAUGGAAGCAGGCAGUGCAGGGGAGGCUGUGCGUGGCGGCUGCAUAG
Closterium sp. NIES-65 is the source of this 900-nucleotide messenger RNA. Lineage: Eukaryota; Viridiplantae; Streptophyta; Zygnematophyceae; Desmidiales; Closteriaceae. The record is from the annotation of a GenBank genome assembly.